Molecule: messenger RNA, 1939 nt
Organism: Molossus molossus (Pallas's mastiff bat)
Lineage: Eukaryota; Metazoa; Chordata; Mammalia; Chiroptera; Molossidae
Gene: ACSM3
Product: acyl-CoA synthetase medium chain family member 3
Exons: 13
Coding region: 43-1866 (607 amino acids)
Biological process (GO): fatty acid biosynthetic process; acyl-CoA metabolic process
Cellular component (GO): mitochondrial matrix
Molecular function (GO): fatty-acyl-CoA synthase activity; fatty acid ligase activity
Source: RefSeq, a predicted model, not a curated record
UUGCUACUUUGGGGUGUGGCUGCCUUCAGGAAAGAAACAGACAUGUCCCUUUGCUUGUCUUGUGUGUGGAUUGGUGUCCAUAGGAAAAACCAUCCAACAAAACUGACGCUGUCUCUUGUCACCAUGGAGAUAUUACUCCGUUCCCAGCGUUUUCAGCGCCUAGCAAUUCCUGGCCUCAUGAGAGUGUUGCAGAAAGAUUACAGAACAGCGACCCCUCAGAAUUUUUCCGACUAUGAGUCCAUGAAGAAGGGUUUCAAACUGGAGACUCCAGAAUAUUUCAACUUUGCUAAAGACGUCCUGGACCAAUGGACCGACGUGGAAAGGGCUGGGAAGAGACCCCCCAAUCCAGCCCUGUGGUGGACGAGUGGAAGUGGAGAAGAAGUGAGGUGGAGUUUUGAGGAACUGGGAUCUUUGUCCAGGAAAUUUGCCAAUAUACUUACAGAAGCCUGUGCCCUGCAAAGGGGAGAGCGAGUCCUUGCCAUCCUGCCCCGGGUCCCAGAGUGGUGGCUUGCAAACGUGGCCUGUCUGCGAACAGGUACAGUUUUAAUUCCGGGGACCACUCAGCUGACCCAGAAAGACAUCCUCUACAGACUGCAGGCUUCCCAAGCGAAGUGCAUCAUUGCCAGCGAAGCUGUCGCCCUGGCAGCGGAUGCUGUGGUGGCCAAGUGUGAAAACCUGCGCUCCAAGCUGAUUGUGUCUGAGAACCCCAGAGACGGGUGGGGGCAUCUCAAGGAGAUGAUGAAACAUGCCAGCGACAGCCACACCUGUGUGGAGACAAAACACGAUGAGACGAUGACCAUUUACUUCACCAGCGGGACGACCGGAGCCCCUAAAAUGACGGCACACACCCACAGCUCUUUCGGUUUAGGAUUGUCUGUAAACGGAAGGUUCUGGCUGGAUUUGCAGCCUUCGGAUGUGAUGUGGAAUACCUCUGACACGGGCUGGGCCAAGUCUGCAUGGAGCAGCGUGUUUUCGCCUUGGAUCCAGGGUGCAUGCGUCUUUGCACAUUGUUUGCCGGAGUUUGAGCCGACUUCCAUCUUGCAAAUUCUCUCCACGUUUCCCAUCACAGUCUUCUGCUCAGUGCCCACUGUGUACCGCAUGCUCGUCAGGAGUGACAUGACCAGCUGUAAGUUCAGAAGUUUAAAGCACUGUGUGACGGCCGGGGAACCCAUCGGCCCUGAAGUGUCCAAGCAGUGGAGAGACAAGACAGGGCUGGAUAUCUAUGAAGGGUACGGACAGACUGAAACGGUGCUGAUCUGUGGAAAUUUUAAGGGCAUGAAAAUUAAGCCGGGCUCCAUGGGAAAGCCUUCCCCUGCGUUUGAGGUCAAGAUUUUGGAUGCAAAUGGCAAUGUUCUACCUCCUGGACAAGAAGGAGACAUUGGCCUUCAAGUUCUGCCUAACCAGCCAGUUGGCCUUUUCACUCAUUAUGUAGAUAAUCCUACAAAAACAGCUUCAACUCUACGAGGCAACUUCUACCUCACUGGGGACAGAGGCUACAUAGAUGAAGAUGGAUAUUUCUGGUUUGUUGCAAGAUCAGAUGACAUCAUAUUAUCCUCUGGUUACCGAAUUGGACCAUUUGAGGUAGAGAGUGCCCUGUCUGAGCAUCCCGCAGUGGCCGAGUCGGCUGUUGUCAGCAGCCCAGACCCCAUCAGAGGAGAGGUAGUAAAGGCUUUUAUUGUUCUGAACCCCGAUUACAAGUCACAUGGCCAAGAACGACUAAAAAAGGAGAUUCAGGAGCAUGUAAAAAAAACUACAGCACCUUACAAAUAUCCUAGAAAGGUAGAAUUUGUUCAAGAGCUUCCAAAGACGAUCAGUGGGAAGAUAAAAAGAAAUGAACUGAGGAAGAAAGAAUGGGAAACUAUUUAAAUCCAUUCCAGUAAUUACCACAGCAUGCAUCAAACAAAGAGUGCAGAGAAACCCUGAGAUCAUGAAGGGGUGA